This is a messenger RNA of Myripristis murdjan (pinecone soldierfish), 813 nucleotides long. It is a transcript of the gene rnf224, whose product is annotated as ring finger protein 224. The record is from RefSeq and is a predicted model, not a curated record. NCBI's taxonomy places the organism in Eukaryota, Metazoa, Chordata, Actinopteri, Holocentriformes, Holocentridae. The transcript is spliced from 3 exons. The coding region runs from base 148 to 726 and encodes 192 amino acids.
AAGAAAUAAAAAAGACAACAAACAGGAAAAGAGAAAAACGAAGAAAAAAGGACCAGAAAGAACAGAUCACAGCAGACGAGAGACGGAAAGAAAGACGACAAGAAAAUGAAAAACAAGAAAACAGGAAAUUUAAAAAAACCUUGAGAAAUGACCAAUGACAACAAAGCAGAGGAGGAGGCGGAGCCAAAACCAGAAGAGGAAGAGGAGGAGGAGCACGCAGCCAAUCAGGAGCUGCCGUCUGUCUCCUUGGCAACAGAGAGCAAAAGGAGGCGGGACUUGUCGUGCAUCGUGUGCUUCAGCGGCUACGACCUAGCCGAGCGGUUGCCACGGCGACUGCACUGCGGCCACACCUUCUGCCAGGCCUGCCUGCAGCGGUUGGACACCGUCAUCAACGAGCAGGUGUGGAUUUGCUGUCCUCAGUGUCGUCAGAACACGCCCCGCCCCCGUGGCGGCGCCUCGGGCCUCGACCUCGACCUCUCCUGCUUCCUGGGGGUCAAAGCCCAGCUGGAGCUCCGCCCCCCGACCUCUGCGGGGCCGGGGGGCGGAGCUCCGGCCCAGGAUGGGAAGCUCUGGCUGGGCAAGGAGCUGGACGACGCCUGUUGGUCCCACGGAGGUCUGGCCGAGCCCCGCUGCCGUCGCUACGGCAACUGCUGCCCCGCAACAUCAUCCUCGCCGUCCUAUUGGUGGCUGUGCUGCUGGCUGUGCUGCUGCAGGGGGCGGAGCUAAAACAUCACCAGGCAUACUGACCAAUCAAAUGCCUGCAGGUUGUUUAUCUUAUCAAAUAUUCAAAUAUUUAAAUCUUCAAAUAUUCAA